CCGUAGUUUAAUUGUUAGGGUACAAGCAAACCAACGCGUCCAAAUCCCGCACCAGCUUCCCCUCUUGAAUCAUCACCACUACUACAUCCUCGUUCACUUUCCUCCGAUCAAUGACUCCAAAGGCCAUGUUCCCGAAGCUCCUCCCUUCCGCCGCUGGCCUCGUCCGCCGCAUCUUUCUCUCGUCGCGUCCCCUCUCAUCCUCCUCUGCUGCUUCUCUCGCCACCGCCGAACUUUCCUCGCCUCACACCAAUUCUGUAGACGCCGACGAGGAAGGCAUCAUCACGAUGAAGGGAGUUCGCAUCUCCGGCCGCCCCAUCUACCUCGACAUGCAAGCCACCACCCCCGUAGAUCCCCGCGUCGUCGACGCUAUGCUCCCCUUUUACCUCGCACGCUUCGGAAACCCUCAUUCCCGCACCCACCUCUACGGUUGGGAAUCCGAAGAGGCCGUCGAAUCCGCCCGCACGCAGGUUGCAGCUCUCGUCGGCGCAAACCCUAAGGAGAUUUUCUUCACUUCGGGAGCCACCGAGUCGAACAAUAUUUCCGUCAAGGGCGUCAUGCGUUUCUAUCGCGACAAGAAGAGGCACGUCGUGACCACCCAGACGGAACACAAGUGCGUCCUCGACUCUUGUCGCCACCUACAGCAGGAGGGCUUCGAUGUCACCUACCUCCCCGUUCGUUCUGACGGCCUUGUCGACCUCGAACGCCUUGCCUCAGCCAUCCGACCCGACACCGGGCUCGUCUCUGUCAUGGCAGUCAAUAACGAGAUCGGCGUCGUGCAACCUCUCGAGGAGAUCGGAAAAAUCUGCAAGGAGAAGGGCGUCCCCUUCCACACUGAUGCUGCUCAGGCUCUAGGAAAGAUCCCCAUCGACGUUGAAAGGAUGGGGAUAGGCCUGAUGUCGCUCAGCGGGCACAAGAUUUAUGGUCCAAAGGGUGUUGGCGCACUUUACCUACGCCGUCGCCCGAGGAUCCGGGUUGAACCUCAGAUGAGCGGAGGCGGUCAGGAGCGUGGCAUCCGCAGCGGCACUGUGCCUACGCCGCUUGUUGUCGGUUUUGGCAAGGCCUGCGAGAUUGCCAUGAAGGAGAUGGAGUAUGAUGGCCGUCGGAUUGCGGCUUUGCACGAGAGGCUUCUUAAAGGAAUUAGGGAGAAGCUGGAUCGAGUGGUGGUGAAUGGGAGCAUCGAACAUCGUUAUGCUGGAAAUUUGAACCUGUCAUUUGCUUUUGUUGAAGGUGAGAGCUUGCUUAUGGGACUACAAGCGGUGGCUGUUUCUAGCGGGAGCGCAUGCACUAGCGCCAGUCUCGAGCCUUCUUAUGUGCUAAGAGCGCUUGGAGUAGACGAGGACAUGGCUCACACUUCGAUAAGAUUUGGGAUUGGUAGGUUUACCACUGAAGCAGAGAUCGAUCAUACCAUAAAGUUUAUAGUUCAUACAGUUAAAAAACUGAGAGAUAUGAGCCCUCUUUAUGAGUUGGAUAAGGAAGGGGUUGAUAUCCAAAAAAUAAAGUGGUCACAACAUUGAGAUUUACUUGAUCGGUGUGGGUACUGUGAUAUAAGAGAACACAUGGCUUUAGGAGAAUUGGAAUAAUGAGUAAAGAGGAUGAUGAAGAGCAGACAGACUGGUCUAUAUGGAAAGGAGGGCUUUGCUCUCUGUAAGCUUUUUUGUGAUGCACAUCUUUUAAUAACUCUCUUAUGCUGAAUUUUGUGAAUAGGACAAUGCACAAUAUGUAUUGAUUUCUUAGAUUUUUCUGUUGGAAUGUGCAUACAAAAUAUGUAUUGGUCUUGUUCAAUUAGUUUUUGUUUUGCUGUAUGUGACUAUAACCACUGGCGACUUUAGUUCUUAUCGGCACUAUAAAUAAAGGGAUCACGGCUUUAUAUUUUCUAA
Molecule: messenger RNA, 1877 nt
Organism: Dendrobium catenatum
Lineage: Eukaryota; Viridiplantae; Streptophyta; Magnoliopsida; Asparagales; Orchidaceae
Product: cysteine desulfurase, mitochondrial
Exons: 1
Coding region: 111-1514 (467 amino acids)
Biological process (GO): [2Fe-2S] cluster assembly
Cellular component (GO): mitochondrion; cytosol
Molecular function (GO): pyridoxal phosphate binding; cysteine desulfurase activity
Source: RefSeq, a predicted model, not a curated record